AUGCCCUCUGUGAUUCGAGAGCUGGAUUGCACACGCUCUGAACAGACCAAGGCUUUGCUAGGGGCUGUUCUUGUUGUGACGAAGCCUCAUGGGAUGAUUUUCAAUCCGGCAUGGGUGGACGGCUUGUUAGACGCUGACACGUAUGCAAUCUAUACCAGAGAGAUACUUUCUGGUCUUGUUCUGGAACCCCCUAGCAUACAAGUCGUGCAAUCGCUUCUUAUCAUAACAUUGCACGAGUGGGGAUCUCGCAAUUUCCACAAAGCUUGGGUAUACUGUGGUAUCGCGAUCCGCAUCAUGCAGGCUAUCCAUAGCCUCCGAGUGACCAGGUACCCGCUGGAUACCGAAGCUGAUACGAGAAACGACGUUAUGUCAGUCGCAAUCGAGAACAGAGUCUUCUGGGCCUGCUUUAUCAUGGACCGGAUGGUUAGCUCGGGUACUUAUAACCCGCCCAUGCUUCCUAUGUCGGAGAUGGAGAAAUUAGGGAUCUUACGCCCACUGAGCACUGUGGAGUUUGCUUUCGGGACAGACUUAGCGUCUCAUUCACUCGGUAUCGAGGAAAGCCUGAUGCGAUCGGAACACCAUCCUACGGGGCUUUUGGACAUUACACAAAGUUUUGAGAUCCUGGUCUCGGGAUUCGACAUCUGGGCUCAGGUAAUGACAUUUAUAUUAAACGACGGAAGACGGGCUCCGGGAAUGUGCGCUCCCCAGAAUUGUCCUUGGGUCCCUGGAUCUCCGUGGUCACGUACUAGAAGCCAACUCGAAAGAUGGAGAGCUAGCCAGCAUGAUCGGCUAUACUACCCGAAUAAUGGUGUCGUUGCACAUAUGAGCUUGGGCUACGGGGAGUCGUUUACGUACUCAAAUCUACUAUAUUAUGUCAGUACGCUAAUGUUGCAUCGCGAAUACUUCCCAUUCCUGCCUUUGAAUGAGACUGGCCCUCGCGGUCCCGUCGAUCACCCUACACUCGAAGCCGAGGCACCACCGGGCUGGUGGGAAGAGAGUGCGACGCAAUUAUUCGGAGCAGCAGAACACAUCGCUUUAUUGUUGCAUGAAGCCUCGGAAUGUGGUGUCAGCUUGUAUACGCCGUUCAUCGGGUUUUGCGCGUUUUCUGCGGCCUUUAAUAACAUCUAUGUGCAUCGCUUCCCGCAGAUGAAUCUCGGCCGUAGUCUGCGAGCAGAACAAGGGUUGGGUUACUGUCUUGCCUAUCUUUCAGAGUUUCGGAAGGUUUGCAAGCUAGGGGACGGUUGGCUGGCAACAAUUGAACAUUCAUCGCUCUUAUACGAACGAGCUGCAUCCGACCGCCAUCGCUAUCAAGGAAAAACGCGAGCUGACUUUGACAUCCUGCAUCAAUCAAUCCAUGAAUUUCGUGUAGUUGACAGAUCCAAUGACCAUAUCCAAGAGAUCGAGGGUGCGGAAAGAGCCACUGGUCACGCAGGCCAUGUUUCUCUAUCCAACAUCCCAGAGACGCGAGCUAACACAGUCGACCUUGACAUGCCGCUCGGUCAGUUGCUGGUAGAAGCUAGUGCUUUUGCGCAUGAUCACGGUGCUUGGGGUCAUUGGUGGCCUUCUCUUGAGGAGGUCGAUCUGGCCUUAGGUUUGGAUGGAACAUAA
Messenger RNA from Aspergillus melleus, 1608 nucleotides. RefSeq names its product fungal specific transcription factor domain-containing protein. NCBI's taxonomy places the organism in Eukaryota, Fungi, Ascomycota, Eurotiomycetes, Eurotiales, Aspergillaceae. Gene Ontology annotation, biological process: DNA-templated transcription. The coding region runs from base 1 to 1608 and encodes 535 amino acids. Gene Ontology annotation, cellular component: nucleus. Gene Ontology annotation, molecular function: zinc ion binding; DNA binding. The transcript has 4 exons. The record is from RefSeq and is a predicted model, not a curated record.